Messenger RNA from Lampris incognitus (smalleye Pacific opah), 570 nucleotides. Its product is annotated as essential MCU regulator, mitochondrial-like. Bases 32 to 331 code for a protein of 99 amino acids. NCBI's taxonomy places the organism in Eukaryota, Metazoa, Chordata, Actinopteri, Lampriformes, Lampridae. The record is from RefSeq and is a predicted model, not a curated record. The transcript is spliced from 3 exons. Gene Ontology annotation, biological process: mitochondrial calcium ion homeostasis; calcium import into the mitochondrion. Gene Ontology annotation, cellular component: mitochondrial inner membrane; uniplex complex.
CGUGUCCCGCCCCCCCUUACGCGCUGAAAAAAUGGCGACAGGGAUGUUUCGGCUCACGCGAAAGUGCACCGAUAGAAUAAUUGGGAUAGCGAGCGGCAGCACUGGCCCGAAAACGUCAAACGUAUGUAGGGUAACUCAGCUUCGUACUGCGGUAUCAACAGCUUCUGGCGGAAUCCUACCGAAGCCGGAUAAGACAUCAUUUGGUCUUAUCCGUAUGACAGCAGUGGUGGUGCCUUUCCUUUAUGUUGGAACUCUCAUCAGCAAGAACUUUGCCGCUCUGUUAGAGGAACAUGACAUCUUCGUCCCAGAGGAUGAUGAUGACGACGACUGAGCUGAUUAUGGGUGAUUUUCAUCAAUGGCAAGCAUGCCAGCCAAUGGGGAAAAACUGGGGAGAAUGGAUAAGAAGAGCACUGUGAUUUCCAAAUCCAUUCCUCUUUUUUGCCUCCGUCGAUCUCCCUUUCAGCUCAUUUCCACAAGUGUAUUUUUAAGAGAUCUCAUAUCAUAUUAAUGUGGGGCUGUCAAGUCUAUCAGUCAGGCCUUCACUCCUGUUUGCAUGUUUGUGUUUUACAA